AUGUACGGCGACACGGCCGCGUAUCCGGCACCGGGCUAUGGUCAGGUGGCCGUGGAUGUGGCGCCCCUUGGCACUGGGCCACCACAAGGUCAGCCUCCGGCACCAGAGGCGCAAGUGCCGCCCAGUGUUCUGCCGUUGCGGCUGGCCAUUCAUCGAGUUGAAGGCGCCCUGGGCACAUCCCUGGUCUCCCCCUUGGUGCGGAUUCACCUGGUGGACGCCGCCACGGGGUACCGUUGGGGGAAGCCCGCGGGGCAGCAGUGCGUCUUCAACGAAAAGGAUGGUGCGGCAUAUUUGCGGACGAAGCAAGAGCCUGGAAAGGAGCAAAGGGCCCCUCCCUGGACGGCGGAUAGUGGACAGAGCUCGUUCUUCCGGCCCUUCUGCACCAUGCCCAAGCGCCGUGGCAUCUCCAGAGACCUUCCUCCAUGGGAAGAGGCCUUCCUGUUGCAGCUGCAGCCGGACCAACGCAUGGCGUUCCUCUUCGAAGUGGUCGACUGCAGUAGCGAUGAGAGCGGCUGGCGCCUGACUCCUGUGGCCUGGGGCUUCACCCACUGCGCCGCGCUGAAGCCCAGCCGUCGCAAGCUGCGGGCGCAGCUCUGGAGCUAUCGUAGGCGGCAUUUCUGUGGACGUGUGGCCCUAGAAGCUUGGUUUAUGCAUGUGCUGAGCCGGCGAGCCGGGAGUAUUUGGCCGCUGGCAUUGGAGAAGAACGACCAGGCUGCAGCGGUUCGAACUUCCAUGGGGCAAAUGAGAGGUGCCCUCGCAGCCUGGAUGGCUUGGGCACUGGGUCGCAGCCGACAGAAGUGGCCUGCAGCCUUGGAAUUCAGCUUGGACAUGUCGCAAAAGCCGAUCCAAGUGGAACGUCCCAAUCCGCAGCUGCCAGCGGAAACCAAAGCGUCCACCAUUGAAGUGGUCACCGGAAAGCUCACCCCUGCAGGGGAGCCGAGCCCCAAGGCGGAAACGGUGGCAGAGGAGGAGAUUCUGGGACACCUGGCCCCCCAACACGUGCGACAAAAGGGCCAGGCCUGCAUUUUGCCGGACGAAUUGCUAUGGCAGAUCCCCAGCGGCAAACGCGGGGCCAACCGCAUGGCCAUUUCACCCACGAGCACGCUGUUGGCAGUCGCAACAGUCCGUUCUCCUGGUUCUUCCGAGCUUCGUAUCUUCAGCUUGGGCAGCGGACGCCUUUAUGCCACCUGUGGUGGGCAUGAUGCCCUGAUCCAGGAUUUAUGUUGGCACAGCUUUCAAGCCAGCAGGGAGGGCCUCACGUCGCCACCCCUGCUGAUAAGCGCAGGCGGCGGCCGCGUGCUGCUGCACGAGGUGCCGGAUCUGGACACGCCGCUGGGGCUGGGAGCACCGCAGCUGAAAGUCCAUGCAAGAGUCAAUCUUUUGGGCACGGUGAACUCUGUGAGGCCGCACCCGUCGAUGUCAACGGACCCAAGAUGUGUGAUCCUGCUGUGUGCUGGACACUUCGGGCUAACUUUGUGUCAGGUGUCUCGAGAUUUACAAGCCGCGGCGGGCGCUGGCAGCACCUGGGUGGCGCAAGCGCCACAGAUGCAGCAGGUACCCUUAGAAGGCCAUCACAAGAGUGGCUAUGGACGAGAGGGGCAGACUACAGCAGCUUCAGAAGUGUUGUGCGUUCGAUUCUCCACGCAAGCUAACUCUCUGGAGAAUGUCUAUGUCACAGACUCCACAGGGCACAUCAUGCUGUAUCAGAUCCGCUACGAUGCCAGCGUGGGCGUGACUGCCAGUCGCGUACGGACCUAUGCAGGUUCCGAAAUGCUGGGAACAGCCAUCUAUGACUUGGAGCUGGUCACACAACAACUGCUGGAUGGAAAACGCAUCAGUUCUGUGCAGUUGUCGAUGGCCGAUGACUGGGCCUUGGUCUUCAGUCGUGAUCACGUGAUUCGCUUGGUGUCUUUGCAACGUGGAGUUUUGAAGGUGGAGCAAAAGAUGCUGGGCAUCCAGUGUAGCAGCUAUUCUGUGAGAGGCACGAUGUCUCCAGAUGGUGCCUAUGUGGUCUGCGGCAGCGAAAGCGGUGAGCUGCUCUUUUGGGGUCGCGAUGGCAAGCCUGUGCUGCCGCCGGCUGUACCACAGGUGCGCUUGGCAGGUCCCUUGAUGGAUGUGGUUUGGUCAUCACGACACCACUUGGUGGCCUGCUGUGCGAUGGACGAAAAUGCCCUGCCCUUGCUGGCCUUCGUUGGGGGAGAGGAGAACGGCAAGCCACUGCCUGAGAAGGAGGUCUCCCUGCCGCACAAACCACCACCACUAACCGCCACGAAUCCAGAGAGCACCUUGUUGGCCAUGUCCGGCAUUUCCGCUUCUAUCGACUCAGACGGCCACCGCAGGUGGGCAGAGCAUUGGAUCCACAGUCACGACCACAGUCAGCGCUCGGCCUUAACGGUGGACGAGAAGCGUCGCAUGAAGGACGUGCCGGUGGGACAAUGCCGGUGUUGUAGGGGGUAG
This is a messenger RNA of Cladocopium goreaui, 2457 nucleotides long. The record is from the annotation of a GenBank genome assembly. Lineage: Eukaryota; Dinophyceae; Suessiales; Symbiodiniaceae.